Molecule: messenger RNA, 1050 nt
Organism: Macaca mulatta (Rhesus monkey)
Lineage: Eukaryota; Metazoa; Chordata; Mammalia; Primates; Cercopithecidae
Source: RefSeq, a predicted model, not a curated record
UGUGGUUGGCACCGCCCUCCGCGCCCGCUCCUCGCUCUCGCAGCGGCCCGCGGGCCGGGCGUCAUGGGCGGCCUCUUCUGGCGCUCCGCACUGCGGGGGCUGCGCUGCGGCCCGCGGGCCCCGGACCCGAGCCUGCUCGUGCGCCCCAGCUCGGGAGGGCCCUCCUGGACCCGGGAACGGACCCUGGUGGCGGUGAAGCCAGAUGGGGUGCAACGGCGGCUCGUUGGGGACGUGAUCCAGCGCUUUGAGAGGCGGGGCUUCACACUGGUGGGGAUGAAGAUGCUGCAGGUCUGGGAAGGGUACAAUGUCGUCCGCGCCUCCAGGGCCAUGAUUGGACACACUGAUUCGGCUGAGGCUGCCCCAGGAACCAUAAGGGGUGACUUCAGCGUGCACAUCAGCAGUCACAGGCUUGCUCCCCUAGACAGAGGGCAACAGGGGAGCAACAGAUGGUCCCUGGGACUCCUCAGGGUGCACAUGAAGCCUGAGCCUCACCUUGCUCCUGUCACUGGCACAGGAACGUCAUCCACGCCAGCGACUCUGUGGAGGGGGCUCAGCGGGAGAUCCAGCUGUGGUUCCAGAGCAGUGAGCUGGUGAGCUGGGCAGACGGGGGCCAGCACAGCAGCAUCCACUCAGCCUGAGGCUCAAGCUGCCCUUACCACCCCAGCCUCCACGCAGGAACAACUACCUCUGUCAGCAAGAACCCAAGCCCACGUCCAUCCCUGCCUAUCCCAAACCACUUACUUCCCUGUUCACCUCUGCCCCAGCCCAGCCCAGAGGAGUUUCAGCCACCAACUUCAGUGCCUUUCUGUACCCCAAGCCAGCACAAGAUUGGACCAAUCCAUUUUGCACCAAAGUGCCGGACAGCCUUUGUGGUGGGAGGGUCUUCGAAAGUUAUCCUAACCUUUCCUCCAAAGGGGAGGCAUUAAAAUUCACCAUGCCCAGCACAUGGGUGGUACAUUAAUUAUGACUUCCGCCAACUCUGAGGUAGAAAUGACGCUUUUAUGCAAGUUGUAAAGAGUUGAAGAGUAAAGAUGAAGUUUUGCACACCUA